AUGUGCCAUUCAUCUAAUUAUGGAGGAUAUUUCUCUAUACGAAAAAUAGCUGCAAAAAAUUUUCCAUGUGGUUUUUAUUGGCCUACAAUCAUUAGAGAUUCUAUAGAAUUUAGUAGAACAUGUAUUUCAUGCCAAUCUAUAGGUAACAUGAGUAAAAAAGAUGAAAUGCCCAUGAGUAACAUGUUAGUAGUCGAAAUUUUUGAUGUAUGGGGAAUAGAUUUCAUGAGUCCCUUCCCAUUAGAUGAAAAAUAUGAAUAUAUUUUGCUUGCUGUUGAUUAUGUGUCGAAGUGGGUGGAAGCUAUUCCUACUAGAACUAAUGAUCAUAAAAUCGUGAUGAAAUUUGUGUAG
This is a messenger RNA of Spirodela intermedia, 348 nucleotides long. NCBI's taxonomy places the organism in Eukaryota, Viridiplantae, Streptophyta, Magnoliopsida, Alismatales, Araceae. The record is from the annotation of a GenBank genome assembly.